Messenger RNA from Acanthopagrus latus (yellowfin seabream), 4615 nucleotides. Its product is annotated as NACHT, LRR and PYD domains-containing protein 12-like. Gene Ontology annotation, molecular function: protein binding. The coding region runs from base 248 to 3322 and encodes 1024 amino acids. The record is from RefSeq and is a predicted model, not a curated record. NCBI's taxonomy places the organism in Eukaryota, Metazoa, Chordata, Actinopteri, Spariformes, Sparidae. The transcript is spliced from 10 exons.
GCCAAAACUUAGCCAAUAGCUGUGUCUGAAGGUCCUUAUUAUGAUGCUGUUUAAAAUGCUAAAACAGAAAGUGAAGUUUGUCUGUAUGUCCAAAAUAUAUUUAUGAAACCAACAGUAAGUUAGUGACAGAGAAUACUUCUAGUCGUCUGCCAGUGUUUCUUCGAUGGAGGACGGAUGGGGUGAAGGACCCCAGAGCUCUGGCUGAAGAAGGUGCAGAUUUAAGAGAAUCCCAAGAGAAGAAAUCCACAUGAACUGCCAGAAGACUUUGGGCUCAAUCAGACCGACUUCAGACCAGAAGAUGAGUGUUCCUGUGGAGAAAGAGGAGGACAGAUCAGAGUUUCCAGGAUCCAGCUGUGAGUCUCUGAAGAGUGACUGGUCCAAAUAUCAUCCUCCAGACUUCAGUAAUGAACCUGGACCCUCAGAGACAAAAGUUCAGUCCAACAGACAGAGAUCAGAACCUCCAGGAUCCAGCUGUGAGUCUCUGAAGAGUGACUGGUCCAGAUCUCUUCCUCCAGUCUUCAGUGCUGAACCUGGACCCUCAGACCCAAAGAAGAGGAGUUAUGUGUCUGAGAAGAAGCAGCCCACCUGCUGUGUUUGGUGUCAGGACGUCCUGAAGGAUCCGGUCUCCACCAGCUGUGGACACUGGUUCUGCAGACGCUGCAUCACCUCAGACUUGGUUCAGUCUACUUCACCAGGAGACUCCUCCUGUCCCCAAUGUGGAGUGAAUGUUGGUCUGCAGAAGGUUUUAAAUGAACAUAAGAUCAGUCUGAGGAGGAGAUGUGAACGUGUGACUGAAGGAUGUGAAGAAAAGAGAAGUGAUGGAACAGGAAGUGGAACCCUCCUCAACAGGAUCUACACUGAGCUCUACAUCACAGAGGGACAGAGUGAAGAGGUUAAUACCCAACAUGAGGUGAGGCAGCUUGAGACAGCUUCCAAGAAGAAGACCUUCAGUGAAACUCCAAUCAGGUGCUGCGACAUCUUUAAAGCCUCACCUGACCAACAGAGACGCAUCAGAGUGGUUCUGACCAACGGCGUCGCUGGAGUUGGAAAAACCUUCUCGGUGCAGAAGUUCACUCUGGACUGGGCAGAGGGCUCCGAAAACCAAGAUGUCAGUCUGCUGGUUCUGCUGUCGUUCAGGGAGCUGAACCUGAUCAGAGAUGAGCAGUACAGUCUUCUCAGGCUGCUCCAUGUUUUCCAUCCAACAUUACAGAAGGUGACAGCAGAGAAGCUCACUGUCUGUAAACUUCUCUUCAUCUAUGACGGCCUGGAUGAAAGCAGACUUUCACUGGAUUUCAACAACCAUGAGGUCGUGUCUGAUGUCACACAGGAGUCAUCAGUCAGCGUGCUGCUGACAAACCUCAUCCAGGGGAAGCUGCUUCCCUCGGCUCUCAUCUGGAUCACUUCCCGACCCGCAGCGGCCAAUCAGAUCCCUCCUUCAUGUGUCGACAGGGUAACUGAAGUACGAGGCUUCACUGACGUCCAGAAGGAGGAGUACUUCAGGAGGAGGUUCAGUGAUGAAGAUCUGUCCAGCAGAAUCAUCUCACACAUCAAGACCUCCAGGAGCCUCCACAUCAUGUGUCUGAUCCCAGUCUUCUGCUGGAUCACUGCUACAGUUCUGGACCACAUGUUGACUACAGACCAGAGAGGAGAGCUGCCCAAGACCCUGACUGACAUGUACUCACACUUCCUGCUGGUUCAGACAAAGAGGAAGAAGCAGAAGUACGAUGAGGGACGUGAGACGAGUCCACAGGAGCUGACGGAGGCUGACAGGGAAGUUCUUCUAAAGCUGGGGAGGCUGGCGUUUGAACAGCUGGAGGAAGGAAACAUCAUGUUCUACCAAGAAGACCUGGAACGCUGUAGUCUUGAUAUCACAGAGGCCUCGGUGUACUCAGGAGUUUGUACAGAGAUCUUCAGAAGAGAGAGUGUGAUCUUCCAGAAAACAGUCUACUGCUUUGUUCAUCUGAGUGUUCAGGAGUUUCUGGCUGCAGUCUACAUGUUCCACUGUCACACCAACAGGAACAUGAAGGUACUGGACGACUUCAAGGGAAUAAAGUACAAGCACAGGGACUCAAAUCCAAAACCAAAGUAUUUUUUUGAGAAGAUUUAUGCGUUUUUUGUUAGAAGCGCUCAUGGCCAUGAGACCUGUUACCCAUCCUUGGUUGAUGUUCUCAGCAGUGCCAUGGAGAAAUCUCUGAGGAGUACAAAUGGUCACCUGGACCUGUUUGUUCGCUUCCUUCAUGGCCUCUCUCUGGAGUCCAACCAGAGACUCUUACGAGUCCUGCUGGGUCAGAUAGACAACAGUCCAGAAAUCAUCCAGAUAGCCAUCAACAACCUGAAGAAGAUGAAUAGUCCUAAUCUUUCUCCUGACAGAAGCAUCAACAUCUUCCACUGUCUGACAGAGAUGAAUGACCACUCAGUCCAUCAUGAGAUCCAAGAGUUCCUGAAGUCAGAGAACAGAUCAGAGAAGAAACUCUCUGGGAUCCACUGCUCAGCUCUGGCCUACAUGCUGCAGAUGUCAGAGGAGGUUCUGGAUGAGUUGGACACAGAGAAGUACAACACAUCAUGGGAAGGAAAACAGAGACUGAUUCCAGCUGUGAGGAACUGCAGAAAGGCUCGAUUUAUUUGCUGUGGACUCUCAGAGACUCACUGUGAAGUCGUGGCCUCAGCUCUGAAGUCCAACCCCUCCCAACUGAAAGAGUUGGACCUGAGUCACAACAACCUGCAGGAUUCAGGAGUGAAGCUGCUGUUGGCUGGACUGCACAGUCCAAACUGUAGACUGGAGACUUUGGGAUUGAUGGACUGCAGUUUGUCAGAGAUCAGCUGUGCUUCUCUGGCCUCAGCUCUGAAGUCCAACCCCUCCCAUCUGAGAGAGCUGGACCUGAGCCACAACAAGCUCCAGGAUUCAGGAGUGAAGAUGCUGUGUGAUUUUCUGCAGAGUCCACACUGUAGUCUGGAGACUCUGAGAUUGAUGGGCUGCAGUUUGUCAGAGAUCAGCUGUGCUUCUCUGGCCUCAGCUCUGAAGUCCAACCCCUCCCAUCUGAGAGAGCUGGACCUGAGUUGGAACUACAGGCUGCAGGAUUCAGGAGUGAAGCCGCUGUGUGAUUUUCUGCAGAGUCCACAUUGUAGACUGGAGACUCUGAGAUUAAGGGACUGCAGUGUGUCAAAGAUCAGCUGUGAUUCUCUGGCCUCAGCUCUGAAGUCCAACUCCUCCCAUCUGAGAGAGCUGGACCUGAGUGAAAACAAGCUGCAGUAUUCAGGAGUGAAGCUCCUCUCUGAUCUGAAGGAGAGUCCACAACGUAGACUGGAGACUUUGAGAGUCUGAUUGAUGAGGGAGGUGGAGGUGUUGAGAGGAUCAGCUGUGUCCUGAUGAUCCAGAGAGGUUGAAGCAGCACCAUCAGCUGGUGGAUGGAGAGGCUCUGACUGGGCAGAGAGGAGAGCUUCAUCCAGCAGUGACUGAUGGACCAUUUCAUCAACUGGAGAUGACUGUCAGUGCUGCAGUCUGAACUGCUCUGAGAUCAGCUCCACUGAUCAGCUCCACUGUCACAUCCAGCUCUUUGUGUUGGGGCUCGUAGUUCAACUAACUGCCCCCCCUACUGCCACCUGGAUUUAACAAGAACAGAAACAACUUCAUCUUGUCCAAACAUACAUUUAGAAGUGUGCACAAUAAAAACACAAUAACAUUAAAAUCGUACUUCCUGUCGCUUCAACAAAUAUUAAUUUGACAUGCUAGUCACGAGAUAAUGGAGCAUCAAUAAGUUGGUAAAGACUCAGCAUGACAUUCAACUUUACAUGACACUGUACAUUAAGCGUGCACUCAGUGAACUGAAGGAUUUAUUCCUUUUCAUCGACUGUCUUUAUGUCGCAGGCUUCAAGUGAAAACAUGUCGAUUAUCAUAUUUCCUGCAGCAUCAACAAAUUCGAGUUGAAUGUGCGACCCUGAAGUUGUCCUGUGGAGCUUUUUCCCCUCUGAAGUCCGUGUUGAAGCAGUUCUGAGCAGCAGCUUCAUGUUCUGGAGCUUCUGCUGGAGCUGCUUUCUGCCAGCAGGUGUCACUGUUGAUGUUGUUUUCCCCCUAAACUGAACUGACGUGAUGAUUUCUUUUUGACUUCAUUUGGUCAAAAAUUAAAUGUAAUCAUUAGUAGUUCAAAUUGAUUUAAAGACACAAUUUGUCAGAUUUAUGCAUUCCAUCAUCUUAAAUGGACUCCACCUUUGUUCCAUAUGUUGUUCAAAGUUUACUUUCCAAUGCCCUUCAAGGUGAUGAUGCCAGCAGCAACUGUGAUAGGAAGCAGCAAAGAUGAAUAUUGUUACUGUGAAUCACUAGAGUGCAGCCAAGGUCUCAACCACGACCAAUAUAUCUGCAGAGUUAAAGACACACAGCAUCCUCACAGUUUGACUACAGUAUAAGUGCAUUCAUCUGUUAUUGCAACUACUGAAGGUGGAGCUCAUUUUAGAUACUUCAGUCUACAAUGACAUAAUUUGACAGUUUAUUGAUAUUUUGUAUUUACAUUUAUAAUGCAUAAGUAACUAACAUUGUUAAGUAUACUAUGUAAUGGAGUAAAAUGUACAAUAUUUACCUCUGAAAUGUGUGAAACCAAUAAUUAAAAUCAUUUUAAUUCAA